GCGCUGGUGUCCUGGGAAACCCGCGGCUGUUCCGCCCGGCAUCCCGGUGGUUCCGUGGGCUGCGGGUAAACAGCGCCCGGCGGUGGCCGCGCCAGUCGGAGUUUCCCGGGUACCCGCAGUAGUCGGCUCCGUGCUUUGGGCUCCGCUGUCGCUGCAUCGGCGGGGGACGUCCUUCCGUGGAAAAGCUGCCCCCAAGUCCAGGAAAAACAAAAUGAAGGAACUAGUAUCAAACAGUACAACCAAUAUAUCUCAAGCCAGGAAAGCUGUGGAGCAAUUAAAAAUGGAAGCAUACAUGGAUAGAAUGAAGGUGUCCAAGGCUGCAGCAGAUUUAUUGGCAUAUUGUGAUGCGCACAUUGGAGAAGAUCCCCUUAUUAUUCCUGUGCCUGCAUCUGAAAAUCCCUUUAGGGAGAAGAAACUCUUUUGUACUAUCCUUUGAGUCUGUUUUCAAUUAAAAAUGUCUCCUGCUAAAAUUUGGUAUCAGUGUUGCAUGCUUGUAGCAUUUUUUUCUUCAGAUAUCUAUACUUACCUUAUAACUAUAAUAUUUUUCAAAGGUAGUGCAUUUUCUGCUAAAAAAAAAUUAAAAUUAAAAAAAAUCCUAAAAAACUCAAGGUGAUACUUAUUUUUGAGAACAAUGUACAAGUUUAAUUUCAGUUCUUCAUAAAUAUUCUUUUGGUCUUAAUGAAAGUAUCAAGUACAGUAUCAAAUUGUAGAAAUCUUUGCCAGUCAUAGAUUUUUCUGAUACCUAAAUGAGUCAUACCACUUCUCGAAGCUAUAUUUAACAUUCUUAUUUUCCUUGGAAGGUGAAUUUAAUUCACUUGUCUUUACAAAUUUCUGUCUAAAGAGAGUAGUGUGACCUCUGCCUCAAGUAGCACUAUUUAGGAAAAGAUCCCAGUAAUUUACAGUGUGUGGAAUGAUUAAUCUUACACAGUAAGUGGUGUUUUCUGAAGACUGUAAGAAACUUGACUACAAAAAGAAUCUUAGUAAAGCAACAUUGUAACUACAAGCAGAAUGAAGAUGUAUAGUUACACACCAGGAUUGAAUCAAUAAAACUGUAGAAAAACA
Chiroxiphia lanceolata (lance-tailed manakin) is the source of this 1062-nucleotide messenger RNA. It is a transcript of the gene GNG4, whose product is annotated as G protein subunit gamma 4. Bases 212 to 436 code for a protein of 74 amino acids. NCBI's taxonomy places the organism in Eukaryota, Metazoa, Chordata, Aves, Passeriformes, Pipridae. Gene Ontology annotation, cellular component: heterotrimeric G-protein complex. Gene Ontology annotation, biological process: G protein-coupled receptor signaling pathway. The record is from RefSeq and is a predicted model, not a curated record. The transcript is spliced from 3 exons. Gene Ontology annotation, molecular function: G-protein beta-subunit binding.